UCAAAUCGAAGCUCACACCCACAAGACACACACCUGAUUGAUUGAUUCCUUUCCCUCGUAAGCACAUUGUUUGGGAUAUUUCAAAUUUGAAGAAAAAAAACCAAAGAAAAGAAGACUCAGACCCACCACCUCUCUCUCUCUCUUUCUCGGGAAAAUCUCUGUAGGUUCCUCCAUCGCUGUUCCUCCUUGAAUUGCCACCAAUAAAAAUUCAAAUUUAUAAUUUGAUACCAACACCACUCUUCAUAAUUGAAACAAAGCCACCACCUACAUACAGUACAUUUCUUAGCUCUGGAGUCUCUAUCGAGUAGCAAUGGGUUGUCUCUUCCCUUGCUUCCGUGCCAGAGCCGCCCAAUCUACUACUAACAGCCCCGUCUCUCAAAGAGGUCAUGAAUCAAAGAAGAAUCGUUUGUCAGAUUUGUUUCUCUCUGAAGAAGAGAAAGCACCUCCUUCGCCUUGUCUUCAUAUGGACAAAGAUCUCAAUGAUGAGGCUCAGUUUCUUAAAGCUAGCGGCACAACACCAGCCACACCGGUUAAAAUUAAGAAAGCACCCGAAAACCUGGAAACUCCUCAACGUGGAAAACAGUUUACAUCGUCCCAGUUUGAUUCUUGGAUCUCCAGUAACUCUGAUGCAGUGAUUCACUUGGAUGAGAAAACACCUGAACCCUGUGGAGAAGAGGUUUCAGAGCAAACUCCUAGCAGUUGCAUAACUGAUUCCCAAAACAGUGCAAAGAUCUCCACUGGGAAUAGCGAUGCUGGUGAAGAAAGCCAAGGAAGCAUUGGUACUGCUUUCAGGGAUGGGGUGGAUAGAACUAUCAAGGUGCCACUUAGAGCUGAAAACAUCACGGGAAAAAUAAAGUCAGUUCGGUUUGAAUGUGAUUUUGAUCAGUCUUACUCUUCUCGUUCUUCCAAGAACACCAAUUCAAAGAUACCUGAGAAGGCUGGAGAAAGUACUCUCUCAGUAACUUGUGAGGGAAAGUUGGAAGACAGCUCAGCUAGUGUUUCUCCUUGGGUGAAGCAAAGUGAAGAGAAGAGUAACAAUAACAUAUCUACUAUAACCUCUAGGGACAGGCCUAUUAUCGGAAUGGUUGCAGCUCACUGGAAUGAGAAAGAGCAAUCACAAAUCUCACCCAAAUGGUGGGAUGGUAAUGGGAUACCAAACUCUACAAACAAGUACAAAGAGGACCAGAAGGUGAGUUGGCACGCAACACCUUUUGAGGAGAGACUGGAGAAAGCACUUUCAGAAGAAGGUGGCCAAGGUUUCAUCUCUUCAAGAAAACUUGAAGUAAUGGAAGAUAAAGAAAGGGACACAGCUAUAUCACAGCUGCAUCAUUCAGCGCAAUCAACGUCAAUCGUUUCUUUUUGAACAACGUGUGAUCCUGAAACAAAGCAAAGGAAAACCCACAUCAAGCCCUCAAGUCAAGUAAUCUCUUGCCAUUUCGGUUGUGGUGGUGUCGUCUCUCUACUUGGCAGAGUUUUGUUUAGACAAAAAAAAGCUCUUUAAUGGGUCCAUAUACUUUUGCUCAUUUGAUAUGUUGUGCCAACCCUGUGGUCCACACUUACAAACUUAUCAUUUGUUAUAUAAGCUGCAAGAAACCAUCACACAAGCAUAUGUAGAUAUUUGUCAGAAUAUGGAUCGAUUGGUGUAUGUAGGAAAAAUAGAUAAAAAAAUGCAAUGACAUUUAGCUAUAUACUUCAUUUGUUUCUGAAAAAGUGUCAUUUUAUCAUUUUUUGUUACAUAAAAAAUAUCAUUUUAGAAUUCCAAUAUAUUAUAUACUUAUUUUUAGCUGAAUACUAAUUGUAAAAUGCAUUUAUCUAAAAAAUAAAUUUAUUUAUCUUAAA
Messenger RNA from Brassica napus (rape), 1839 nucleotides. RefSeq names its product protein JASON-like. Gene Ontology annotation, biological process: male meiosis II. Lineage: Eukaryota; Viridiplantae; Streptophyta; Magnoliopsida; Brassicales; Brassicaceae. Bases 311 to 1363 code for a protein of 350 amino acids. The transcript is spliced from 8 exons. The record is from RefSeq and is a predicted model, not a curated record.